GGCGGCCCGCGGCGGAGCCGGAGGUGGCUGCGGCGCCUCGCUCCGCCCGCGCCCCCUCAGCGCCCCCGAGCGUCCCCGCGUGUCCCCGCAGCGUCCCCGCAGCCCCUGCCAUCCCCCCAUGGAGCUGCUGUGCGUGGAAUCCGCGGCCCGCACCCCCCGCGCCGGGCGGGACCCGCAUCUGCUGGGGGACCGGCGGGUGCUGCAGAACCUGCUGAGCCUGGAGGAGCGCUACAGCCCCCGCGUGUCCUACUUCCAGUGCGUGCAGCGCGACGUGCAGCCCUACAUGCGGAAGAUGUUGGCCUUCUGGAUGCUGGAGGUGUGCGAGGAGCAGAAGUGUGAGGAGGAGGUGUUCCCGCUGGCCAUGAACUACGUGGAUCGCUACCUGGCCUCGGUGGCCGUGCAGAAGAACCACCUGCAGCUGCUGGGGGCUGUGUGCAUGCUGCUGGCCUCCAAGCUGAGGGAAACCAUGCCCCUGACCGUGGAGAAGCUCUGCAUCUACACCGACAACUCCAUCACCCCCCAGGAGCUGCUGCGCUGGGAGCUGCUGGUGCUGGAGAAGCUCAAGUGGGACCUGGUGUCGGUGAUCGCCAACGAUUUCCUGCCGCACAUCCUGCACCGGCUGCCGCUGCCCCGGGACAAGGUGGGGCUGGUGAGGAAACACGCGCAGACCUUCGUGGCGCUCUGUGCCACAGACUGCACGUUCGUGAUGUACCCCCCGUCCAUGAUCGCCACCGGCAGCAUCGGCGCCGCCAUCCACGGGCUGGGCCUGGCCGGGAGCGGCCUGGGCGGCGAGGCCGUCACCGAGCUGCUGGCAGGGACCACGGGCACCGAGGUGGACUGCCUGAAGGCCUGUCAGGAGCAGAUUGAGGCGGCCUUAGCCGAGAGCCUGAAGCAGGCAUCCCAAUCCCAGCAGGAAUUCAGCGCCAAGGCGGCGCCCUACGGGGGCAGCCAACCCACCAGCACCCCCACGGACGUCACCGACAUCAACCUGUGACCAACCGCCCUUGCCCAGAGCUCCAGCCCCUCCCUGGACACCCCCAGCUCGCCGCACCCCCCCUGCCCACCCAGCACCUCCGAGGGGUCCCUCCCAGGCCGGGAACGUGGAGCGGGAUCCGCGCUCGGAGCUGCUGCAGGUGGCCGGGGUGGGGUGAGCCAAGGUGGUGCCAGGGCACGGGGAGCAGGAGCCUGGAUGAAGUUGGAAUUGUUUCUGUGUUGGUGUUUCCUGGCUCUUCUGGGCCGCUUCCAGCCCCGUGAGGGACAAAAUUCACGGAGAGCCAA
This is a messenger RNA of Onychostruthus taczanowskii (white-rumped snowfinch), 1278 nucleotides long. RefSeq names its product cyclin D3 (gene CCND3). The record is from RefSeq and is a predicted model, not a curated record. The transcript is spliced from 5 exons. NCBI's taxonomy places the organism in Eukaryota, Metazoa, Chordata, Aves, Passeriformes, Passeridae. Gene Ontology annotation, biological process: positive regulation of G1/S transition of mitotic cell cycle; mitotic cell cycle phase transition; regulation of cyclin-dependent protein serine/threonine kinase activity. Gene Ontology annotation, molecular function: cyclin-dependent protein serine/threonine kinase regulator activity. Gene Ontology annotation, cellular component: cytoplasm; nucleus; cyclin-dependent protein kinase holoenzyme complex. Bases 119 to 994 code for a protein of 291 amino acids.